Molecule: messenger RNA, 8861 nt
Organism: Rhineura floridana
Lineage: Eukaryota; Metazoa; Chordata; Lepidosauria; Squamata; Rhineuridae
Gene: CD302
Product: CD302 molecule
Exons: 6
Coding region: 473-1186 (237 amino acids)
Molecular function (GO): signaling receptor activity
Source: RefSeq, a predicted model, not a curated record
ACCGUUCACAGGGGGACUAAGCAGGAGGUUACUGGAGGUUCGGGCAAGGCUCCUGUGCCUUUUAACAGCUAAGUGAGAGGCAGAAGUUCAACGGGUGCGUAGCCCAUGAUGAGGGAAAGCUGUGCCAGUUAAAUUUCUGCCUGCUGCUAAAGCCACAAAAGCUCUGUCAGGAUCAAGACAAAGGCGGUGACCCAAAAGAAAGAAAGACAACUGGACAUAUAAAUGCAGGCUCCCUCUCUGAACUCUCCCCCUUUCACCAAGGGUGAGAACUUAAGAGUCCAGUCACCACCGCAGAAGCUGGCUGGGCCCGCUGCUCUCCUCCGUUCAGCCUUUGGCGCCAGAGCCAGAGCUCGCCCACACCCCCGGCCACCCCCCGAAACAGGCAGCAGUGGGUGGUGUCUGCAAGCCGCUGGCGACCGCCGAACCCUGACUGAGGCGACCAGGUCGGACGGAGCUUCCUCGUCGUCGGGCCAUGGGCGUCCCCUCACACGCAUACUCCUGCCUCUUGAGCGGCCUUCUUUUGGGCUCCGCGUUGCCUUCCCAAGGAGCAGACGUUGCAUGCCCCUCUUCUACGUGGCUUUCUUUUGGAAGGAGCUGCUAUGCUUUACUUCAAGGAGUGUUGAAGGCUCACAGUAUUGAUGACUUCAGGGAAUUCUGCAGAGACAAUGCAUCUGGAGCAGAUAUCAUUAGCAUAAAUAAUAAAGAGGAAAAUGCCUUUAUCCGAAGCAGUUUCUGCACCCAUUGGCAUGGCCCCGAGUAUAUAUCAUUGGGCAUGUUUUUUGACAUAGAUGAUAAUGUUUUCAAAUGGUACGAUCAAUCCAAAGUGAAUUUUACAAACUGGGUGGAGGAAGAAAGUAAUGAGGAGCUCAUAAACACCUGUGCUAUUAUGCACACAGCAUCAGGUGGAUGGAAAAAAGCCAGCUGUGAGCAUCUCCCACUGACUGAAAUCCUUUGUGAAACUACCAUUCUUUAUGAAAAGAAGUAUUUAGCAGAUAACACAGCCUGGACAACCACCUUAAUCAUAACUUCAACAAUAAUUGUGUCAGUGUCUGCAGCAUUUAUCUGGCUCCUUUACCAAAGGAGGGUUUCUUCUGGAACGAGAUGUACAGCAUACAAUUCAAUCACUCCAGUUCCAAGCAGUGAUGAAGCGAUCCUUAUAGAAGAGGAAAAUGAAUAUACUGCCUAAAUUGCAUUUUAUUUAUCAGUACAUAAUUACAAAAACAAUGUAUCCCAAAAGCAAUCCUGAAAUAUACCUCAAGGAAGAGACAGUAGUCUAAGAACAUUCCAUGUGCAGAUGAACAAUCUUCAAUUGUUAAUUGCUCUUACUCAUAGGAAGUCAUAAGUCUAUGCAACUUUUGUACAUUUCUCACAAAUUGCAUUUUCUUUCUAUUAUGUUUUUCACUAAACAGAAGGUCUCAGCACAAACUGAACUACCAGUUUGGUUUUUGUUCUUGUCUUAAGGCUGGCUACAGAGCAGCAGCGCAGCCAUGCAAUUUAAAAAUUGCUUAAUAUCUCCAGCUGCAACUACAGGCCUUCAGAGUGCUUAAUUUCAGUUAGGUAAUACCCAGUUUACAAAUGCAGGAAGGGAAGCUAAACAGACAAAGCCUUUGGGAUCGACCAUGAGUACAGAAAUGGAGGAGGAAGUCUCCUGUAACCAGAGGUAUAUGCAUGUGUGCGUGUAUGUAUCACACUCACCUUAAGAGCUACUGUGCUAAACUUAAACCUGCGCCGUUAUUACAGAAACAAAUGUUCCAUAAAGAAACAACACAAACCACAACUAUACAAUUCUCAAUUGUUUCUGAACUUCAGAACCAUCUGCAAGAAAGUUUGGCUUUGUUAUCUGAAGUUCCACUUUAACACUAUAGGUGGUCCUGUUGUCAAAUCCUAGGCUGUCAAAAAUCUCACCAAGGUGCUAUGUUAACAAAGCCCUCCCUCACAAGUAUGUAGCAAUUCCAUCAUUCAGACCAUGAAUAAGGAUAAGUAAAAUGUUAAAAAAACAAAGGAUUGUGUCUUCCAAACGAAAGUCUUGCAUACUCUACUUAUCUUUUUUUUUCAAUUAAUUUUUAUUCUAAUUUUCAAAACCAAAAUAAUACAAAAAGAAAACAACACAAAUCAAUAACUAAUACAAUACAAAAAAAAUACAUAUAUAUAAAAAAUAUUGACUUCCGAUUUGUCAUAGUUCAGCUAUAAAUCUAUAAUAUAUAACAAACCUAUCUCUUAAUAGAUUAUAAAAUCACCUUCCUCCGGCGGUUAUCUUAGUUGGUUUCAAAUCUCAUUAACAUCAUAUCAUUUUAAUCUUCCACAAAAAGUCAAAGAGAAGUUUCCAAUCCUUGAGAUAUAUAUCAAUCAAUUUUUUUUCUAAAUAAACAUGCCAAUUAAUCCAGCUCAUCAAAUCUACUAAAUCCAGUAAUUUCAAAACACUAUAAUUCAACUAUAAAUCUAUAAUAUAUAACAGACCUAUCUCUUAAUAGAUUAUAAAAUCACCUUCCUCCAGCAGUUAUCAUAGUUGGUUUCAAAUCUCAUUAUCAUCAUAUCAUUUUAAUCUUCCACAAAAAGUCAAAGAGAAGUUUCCAAUCCUUGAGAUAUAUGUCAAUCAAUUUUUUUUUCUAAAUAAACAUGUCAAUUAAUCCAACUCAUCAAAUCUACUGAGUCCAGUAGUUUCAAAUCGCUCUUCUGUCAUUAUCCAUAUUGGGUCCAUCUUCCAUCUUUACGCACCCAAAAAUCUUGCUGUCAUAGUCAUAUAAUAAAAGUCUGAUAGGAAUUUCCUCCAUCACAGGUAUUUUCUUACCAUCAAAUCCAAACGUAACACUGAAGUAUUGUUUCAAAGCCGCAUCUCUGCUCCUCUUUUCCACAUGAUACACUAGUACAUUUCUUGAAGGUUUUUCCAUUGACACAAAACAGGGAUUAAUUCUAUUAACUUUCUCCAUUUCAAGUUCCAUCAAAUCCUUCCAGUCCAGGAAUUUUUUUGAACCGAUAAUAUCUUUAUCUCCAAUCUCUUCAAUUCCUUCAGAGACAGCGCUGUAUUCCAAACUGUAAUAUUUAUCUCCAGGAUCCGUCACAACCAGGAAAUCCAAAUCUUUUUUCAUGUCCAUAUUUAAGCCAAUCUCCAUAGAUUGAACCUUGCCUUUAAUUUCUCUUUCAUCCUUUUUUUGUUUUCCAGAUCUAUCUUUAUUCUCCUUUCUCAUAGAAUCCUGAGUUUCUUUCAGCUCCUGUCUCAUUUCAUGAAAUUCAGUUCUCCACACUUGUCUAUUAUUUCUCAGUUCUUGUUUUAUUGAGUUAAUCCCAUCCAUUAUUUUCUGAAGCAUGUCUAGAAAUAAAGUCCCUUCUUGUACAUCCAUGAUCUUCUUAAUUGCCAUUCUUAAAACCAAAAGAACAAAACUCCUUCAAUUUUCAAUGUCCCAAGCAAAGAGCAGUUUAUUUCUUUAUCCAGUUACAAAGGAGUUAAUCUUUCCAACCAACUAACGUCACACGCUAGACAGUCCUUAUCUCUUAAAUGUCCAGAAGUGCAAAAACAGCUUUUAGUUCACAGCGUUCAAAUAACUAGUAGCAGAGAGAAUGAGCAGAUUCGUCAACAAAAAAAAAAAAGUAGAUCAGAAAAAAUAGUCCCUUAUAUAUAUUACACGAAAGUCUUGUAAAUCAAAAAGAUUUCUUAUCUCUCCCAAUCAGAAAGCUCUCAUCCGUUGUAAUCUUUAAAACGCAAUUUUCCAUGUCAGCUUUUUGCAAUAAAAAAAAAAAAGAUAAGCUAUUUAUAUUUUCUUCCCCCUUAGUUCCGUAAAUAAAGAAGGAAAGUCUUACCACAUCUAGGUUAUCUUAAUUGCUGUUACUUUGACAAAUCUCUUUAGCUAUAUAAGAAAAUGAUAAAUGUAGACAGGAGUUUUGCCUGCUAGUCCGUUAAAAAAAAACGGGUCACUUAUCCAGCUGAGCUAGCAUAAAAUCCUCGCUCUGUCUGAACUGCUGGAAGACAGACAAUUCUGACGAAUUCCAGGCUCCAGCAAUCAAAACAAAACUAUGUGGCAGAUCUCACGCUUCUUCCUUAUCCGGAAGAAAUCAUCCCCAGUCAGAAAAAACCCUUCUGACUGAAUUUAAAACUGGAUAAGUUUCAUCCAAGACGGGAGCACGUCUCAGAGGCAGCACAGGCAGAGGGAUCCUCCUGGGAAGUCGCAUACUCUACUUAUCUGAUGGAUCCAUAACCGAAUGCCAACUAGUUCUAUACUGUAUAACACGACAGGCCUGGAAAAGCCAUGAGUAUGUACUAUACUUUUAUACAUGCAUCAUUCUGAUAUUGUUAAAUAAAAAAAUUGUGUUACAUGAAUUGGUUGAUACUUUUGAAAACAGCAGGUAGAAGACAGGCCGUGGCUUUUUUACACGUUUUUUUUGACAGUAUCAAUUUGCUAUUGCACCCAGAGGAACUUUUAUAAGUUCUAGCUGGAAAUAAAUAUUUGAUUUUAAGGUAACUCUAGUUUGACAUAAACAUGAAAAUCUAUGGUGUCAUUUUCCAAAAAAUGCAAUUGGGGUUGUUUGGUUAGAGGAAAACAAAUCUGGCAAGUGACUUACACUUACAACCCACUAAUUGGGAAAUCUUCAUUGGGCUAUCAGGAAGCCCUAUAGAGGAAGAAAACGGAAACAAAAAAACCAAGGUGAAAUACGGGACUUUUCGUAAAUAGGAUUUUUCCCAAAAAGAACAUUGAAAAUAAGAGAUCAGUGUUGCAAGCUUAUACUAUAGACCUAAUAAUUCCUGUCUCGAGAUAAAGCCACUACGGAGCAGAAUUAAUCCCUAGAGUAAAAUUUUCUCAUGGAGUCCAACAGAUUCCUAUAGGAUUUUGCAAUGGUUAUUUGGGGGGAGAGGGUGCACUCCUUUUUCUUUUUGCAAAUAUAUAUACACACACACUCCAGUGCUCUUGAAGCAGUAUAACUAGAUUUUAAAAAAUUAUGAUACAGACAAAAUGCUGUUAUUUCCCCUACACUAUUUUGAGAAAUUGGUGAGGAUACAGUACUCCAAAGUGGCAUAGGUGCUUGAUAGUUUUAGGUUUCCAUUCAUUUCAACAGGUACACUGAACCUUUGCUGGCUUAGUUAGUUAAAUGUAAUCUUUUAAAAAAUCAGGAGAAUGAAACACUGCACGACAACUGAUCCCAUUACUGUUGAGAAGUACAUGGAAUAUGAAGUAAUUUUUGCAAAAACAUUUUACAAAUACUUCAAGCAGCUGUUGGGCCCCACAGCAACCCCACUUGCUUUGCUUUUCCACAUAUUAAAUUGCAGCUAGGAGCUUAACUAAACUAGUACUUACUCAAAUAUAGGCUGUGGGUGUCCACAUGGAUUUAAGUGCACAAAAUUACACUUAAUAAGCUUCAGUCAUUUUAAUACGUGACCCAGACAUCGCAUCCUCCUUGCUUACUUAAAGGAUCUAAUGCCAGUAAGUUAAGGUAUUCAAGUAAUUACACGUCACCGGAAAAAACAAUGUAAUAUUGGUUAAAGUGGAGGUACAGCAUGGUAUAGCGGUUAGGGUGUUGGACUAAGACCUGGGAGACCAGGGUUCAAAUCCCCACUCGUCCAUGAAGAUAACUUGGGCUAGUCACUGCAUCUCAGCCUAACUUACCUCACAGGUUUGGCGUAGAGAUUAAAUGAGGAGGGGUAGAACCAUGUAUGCCACCUUGAGCAGCUUGGAGAAAAAAUUAGAAUAUAAAUGCAAUAAAUAAAUACAUUUUGAAGUACUAAAUUUAUAAAGAGUUCUUACAUAGAUGCAGUAUAAGAAUAUAUGUCAAAUUUUAUCCUGGUCACUUGCAUUUUUCAAACUGGGUAGCUAGCUGCUGUAUGCACAGGAAGGCUUUUGUUACCCUGUUCUUUGUGCUACUACAGAGAUUCUCUUUAGAGUCACAAUGGAUAGAGCAGUAGCUAGGGAGGGAAAAGAAGCACAGCAUCUGGAUAUAGUCUUUAGUUGAAAACCUUCAACCAUCCUAUCCUUAUGGAAUACCUGAAUGAAUUAGGAAUGGCAGCCUCUCCUCCUUCCCUGCAGGAAGAUUUCAGAAGGUGAUACAGUACUAGGAGACUAAAGCUGUUUCCCAUAGGAACUUUCAUGCAUCAGUUCCACAGAGCAAUCUCGUGCUCUAUCACUUGGUCUCUCAUCUUUUACGCUUUCACAUCUACAUGAAUGCACUGGGCAAAGUUGUUUGGCGAUUUGGAGCCUACUCCUAUCAGUACACUGACACCCAGCUCUAUACUUCUUUUGGCAAACAGCUGCCCAAGAAUAGGACAAAUAGCCCUAUCCAUAUGUUAAGUGCAUGUAUAGCACAGCCAUGCAAUUUUAGCCCCACACCCACUGAAUUUAUUUCCUCUAAUAACUGGGUUGCAUAUGAUUGUCUGUAAUCUGUAAAGCAACUCCAAUAUUUAGGAGCUUUACACAAUCAGGACACCUGGCUGUGUAGGUGUCUCAACUGCCCUGAGCUUUUAUACAUUACCAGGAGCUCACCCACUGGGGCUGCUUUCCAGACAAUUGCAUGUUACUUUGUUAGAUGAAGGCGACAUACUGUCAAGUGCAGGGACAAAAACAUGACCCUGCUGUCAAGUAAACAUGGCUAUCCCCUACAACAAGUAACACGUGAAUAGGGGUAAUAUGCAGUGGAAAUAAGGCGACAGAAUGGAAUUCAGGUAAGGUAUUUAAUGACUAACUUUAGCUAGAAAGGGAAAACGUGUGCAUAAGGAACUCAUGCUCUUUGGUAUCAUAACCUCUUUACCACAAUGUUUUCAACUCAUUUUGAAGCAUUCAAUCAAAAGACAUUUUCAUACAGCAUAGUUGUGCCUCAUUUGACAGUCCCUUCCAAAACUGUAUUCCAAACUUUGCUACACAAUGCAGCUGUGCAAGCAGACAAUGCUCUAUUAAUAUAACCUGAACAGUAACAUGCUGUGUGUAAGGAAUGGAUUUCAAGAAUUAGAUGUGUCUUAAGUUCAACAGCAGCAAAGGAAACCUCACCGCAUGCUACUGCACCAAAUUGAGAGAAACUCCAUUACAAACAAGACAGUAGGAACAGAAUUUCAAGAACUUACAUACACAAUGUACCUUGCCCUGUUAGAUUUAGAAGGCAGCUUGAGCACUAUUAUCCUCUGUAUUGUAAGAACGCAGACCAUUUGUAUGCAUUGUAAUUUUUAUUUAACAAACAAGAGACAACACUAAAAAAAACACAUUGAUAACCAAUGCUUCAGCAGUGAAUGCGGGUUCUAAAAAGGUUCAUUAAGAUAAAUAGCUUAGUUAAGAUUCUAAACCAUAAGUUUUAUUCCUUCCAGGAAUGCUGAAAUGCAAGUGCUUACAGCUGUAAUUCCUUACUGGAACUUCUACAUAAUAUUAUCAAAUAUAAUCAGCAAUUUCAAAAUCAAUAGUUAUAAAAGCCGUAAUGAAUGCUUAUUAGUAGCCCCUUGCAAGUUUAUUGCUUUGAGUUAAACAUUCCUCAAGAAAAACUUAGAAACUUAACACUAACUUCACAGAACCCAUUCAUUCCCUCAUUCAACCUUGGUUGUUAACACUGGAAGCAAAAUGACAAGACUUCCCAAAGGUGUUUUUAAUGGAAAGCUAACACAGAAUUACCCCCUCCCCAUAACUUGCAAACACACUAAUAUAACCACUUAGUGCCAGUAGAAGAGCAAAAGUUGAGAAACGUUUUCCAGAAGUUUAGCUGAUUACGGUAAGAAGUUUUUAUAAAAGGAAAUCAUUUUCCUUACACAUAAAAAUCUGAUUUUAGAAGAAGGCAUACAUGUCAUAAUCUCAAGGAGAAACAACACACUUGCAGGUCUCUGGAUAUCAAUGUACAACAGCAAGUUUUUGAACUCAGCAAUGCUUCAGAAAUCUAAUAGUAUUCAGUGUGUUUUACUAAACAAAUGCAUAUUGAUGAUAUUUAUGUCAGUGGAACAUCUAGUCCUUCCAUUUGCAUUUAUGCAGCAUCAAGUGUCCUAUCGAGAUCACCAUCUUCAGAGUCAUCAUCAUCUGAAGCUGCUGGAAGUACACAAUACAAUCAAAAACCUUUCUACAAAUCCAAGUUACAGGAAACCAUUUUUAAUUUGAAUAUAAACAUGCGUAAUAUAGCAUAUAUAUAAUUUUGAAUUAAACGUUUCAAAAUGAAAUGCUUCCUAAAUUGAAAACCAGUCUUGCUUCACCACGCACACCCCAAUCUUAUCUCUUGAACUGAAAAUAGAAAAAUAAUCUGCUCAUGCUUUUGCUAAAGUGAAAUGGGUUUUUUUAAUGAGCACCUAGAAGUAAAAGGAAACAAAUGCAUUUUAAAAGCAAUUGGGGGGGGGUGUUAACACAUUUUAUUUUAUUGAUGGUUUCAAGUUUACACUGAAGACAGGAAGUUAUGUUUUAAAAUGUUCAAACAAAUCAAGUAUUUCUGAAGCAUCCUAAGGUAACUUAUUUUAAAAAUUGUUAAAAUAAGGUCAUCAUUUUUUUUGUACCCAACAACUGUAUCUUUUACAAAAUAUUUAAGAGGAAUAUUAUCACAAUAGCCUAUUUUCUAUCUUAACCAUUUCAGUCCAAGGUUUUCUAAGAAGUCUAUGGGUUGUAUCCAGCCAAGCCAUACUCAAAGUAGACCCACUGAAAUAAAUGUGCUUGUCUAACUUAACUGAAUUGAUUUCAAUGGGCUUACUUCAAGCACAACUUAGUUGGAUAUAAUUCUUUGUACAGGCAUUGUAUGUGAUUUUGCUUUGGUUUGAUGUUCAGAUAUAUGUACAUAGAAGGCACUAUAUUAACAGCAAUAAAUGACAUUAUAAAGCACCAGCACAGGCUAAAUAUGGGUUGCCCCUAAGAAAGGAAAAGUUGUUAAAUACAUGACUAUGACUGUAUCACUUGUGUUUAAAGAAUAAAGACACUUUUUAAAAACCA